AGCGCUUACACAAAGAGUCAAAGAUGAAUACCCGGAUGACUACAGCAACGGCCACAUCAUGCGAGAUGUUGAUGUUCUUCAGGCUUGCUUGAAAUGUUUCCAUUCUCUAGUCAAAGGCUCUGAGAUUGAACGGUCACGGUUGAAUGAACGGCUUCCUUUCAACUUCUACUACCUGGACGAGGAUGACAAAAUCGAAGAUGUAUCUGCCUUGGUUCGCAUUGAUGUCGAGUGUUGGAAAGACCGGCUAGAUGCUGCAGGGCUGCGCUUUGUCAAGAACACAGGUGACUACACCAUGCUUGAAUCUCUGGCCGUUUUUGGGCUACAAGAAGCAUCCCGCUUGGUGGAAGAACGCCUGGCAAAUGAAGUGGACGUGCGGGACCCUUCCCCUGAAAGUGUCCAGGAUACGCUGGCAAGGUUUCUUGCAUCGCCUAUCUUCCGGGAGGGAACGAAGGAUGUGCUUUUGCAUGGCCACAAGCAACUUCAUGAAGAGGAGGCUGGAAAGCUCGCAGACAGUCUGUCCAAUGUGACCUUGAAGGCCAUCCCACGUGGAGCUGAGACUGAACUGUGCUGGAAGGAAACAAAUGAAGUCGUGCAGGGCAGCAGGAAACCAAGGAUGUGUGUCCUCGAUCCGUCAGCAUGAUUCACCCAGGUCUUUGUUUGUCAGUGACGACGUGUUCGAUUUUCCUGAACAAGGUGCAGUUGAGCUGCUUGCAGCGCUUCAUCAGCUGUUCGAUUUUCCUGAAACAGUUGACAAAGCGCUGAGGGAGUUGUUCAAACUUGCCUUUGGGCCGAAAGGUCCUGAAGGGAUCCCAGAUGUAUUACAAAAACUCAAGAUUGACACCAAGCUUCAGAUUCGCAGCUCCCUGCAGCCGGGAGACAUAUUUCCGGAAGAGUUACAUUCCAUGUUGGUUCCCUCUGUGAGCGUGGUGUUCGAGGCUGGUGAAUAUGUGGUGGCAGAGUUGGAUGGGAGCUAUGUUCUUGGCCAAGUGCUGCCAUGGGAUCCAAAGGAGGAAAGUGUUGGCCUGAUGCGCCAAUACAGGGUGCAGCUGUCACAAAGGGAGCCACAAAAGACUAUUUCACAGACGGACUUGUACAAGAUAUCGGGUAACACAGCGUGUCCCAUAGGUGGGGAUGCGAGUCAGCUGAUUCGUAUUGAUCUUCCAGAUGAGAUGGAAGCUGCAGAAAAGGAAGUGAAUGACAAAGAAGUUCUGGAGGAGAUCAAGGCCCAACUGAAAAGCAUAUCCAAGAUGGAGGAGAGGGAUUGCAAGAAGGCACUGAGGAGAUUGUAUUUGACAUGGCAUCCUGACCAAGCUGGAGAGAUGGAUUUGGCCAAUCAGAUUUUCCGGUUGCUCCGGGAAUUUGAAGACUGGUAUCGCAAUGGUGGUGCUGACUGCAGUUGGCUUGAUGAUUGGGGUAGACCAGAAGGAACAAGUCCGAGGACGUCCAAGAAGCGCUACAAAAAGGGCCGCGAGAAUCGCAGAAAGCCCCAGGCCGACCCCCCGUCAAGGCCGAAAUCAGCACAGGCUUCAUGGUUCAACGAGUUUGAAACUGAGAGAGAGCGGCGUGAAGAAACAAGACGAGAGAGUCAGAAGAGGCCGCACGUGGCGCACAGGGCAGUUUUCGUGCACCUUCAUACAACGCAGAAGUGGACAGAGCCGAGGAUUGUGGACGAAGAAGAAGCAAUGCGGUGGAUUCGUCAAGUGGAAAGCAAUUUGAAGGUCAUGCUGAAAGUGGCAUCGCCUUCAGAAGGAGGACCUUUUUUUGCAGACUCUGUGUGGUAUGCCAACCAAGUGGUGGAAAAGGCCCUAAAGUCAGCCAUGUUGCGCACCUGCGGCUUGACACGAAGUGAAUAUACGGGCGAGGAUUGCCAUGACAUAGUUGCCUUCCAUGAACGUUUGAAAAAGGCAAAUGCGGCAACAGCACCACAAAGGCGAGCACAAAACGACUUGCCGGGUAGUGAAAGUGUCAUGCAAUGGCUGAAGGAUGCCUACUUGGCCGCCCGGUACCCAAAUGCCACUCCUGGCCAAAUCCCCGCCGAUGCAUACACCAAAAAUGAUGCCCAAAUGGCUAUGGAGCUUGCUCAUCAGGUAUUUCGAUGGGCUAAGAGUCUGGAAGACCUUCCAGAGCCGAAAGUCGAAGAAAAAAGAACCAAGGUUGUUUUUAUGCAACAGGGAGUGCCGGCCCCGGCAGCUUCUCCAGCCCAAAGGCCAAAGGUUUCAAGGGUGCAUGAGACGGUGGAAAUGCAAAAGAAAGGUGUGCCGCAGCCGCCACCAGCAAAUCCUUUGAAGCCCACAGUAGCACCGCCUCCCCCUGCCACGGCUCCAAAGGUUUUGAACAUGGAAGAGAGCGAGGCUGAGGAUGCCGCGGAUGCCAAAGGAUUUCCACCAGGAGUCUCAAUGAAUGCUAUGAGUCGACGUCGACGGAUGACCUUGGGCUGCAGCAUUGCCUUUGCCGCUGUGGCUUUGGUGCGAGCGCAGUUUCCGAAGGAUCCAAUGCAGCCUUGUCGAGUGAACAGAGUGAACCGAAUUCCUGCGCCAAGACCAAUGUCGUUGCACGUCGUUGCACGUGCCGCGAGCCUCGACCUUCAGACUCGAUGAUUGAGGCACCGAGCUGUGCAGCCAAGGUGUUGCAUCGUGCUGUAUGCAUCCCAAUUCGCGCAAGCCAUCGCCAGACUUAGACUUGUAACGUGCUAGGUACUAGCUGUACCUAGGUGCAGUGAGCAGCAGGCCUUGAUAAUUC
Molecule: messenger RNA, 2739 nt
Organism: Cladocopium goreaui
Lineage: Eukaryota; Dinophyceae; Suessiales; Symbiodiniaceae
Source: the annotation of a GenBank genome assembly